Molecule: messenger RNA, 2513 nt
Organism: Mobula hypostoma (lesser devil ray)
Lineage: Eukaryota; Metazoa; Chordata; Chondrichthyes; Myliobatiformes; Myliobatidae
Gene: ttc5
Product: tetratricopeptide repeat domain 5
Exons: 10
Coding region: 298-1626 (442 amino acids)
Molecular function (GO): protein binding
Source: RefSeq, a predicted model, not a curated record
ACCAGCAGGAGGACUUGUCUGCGGAGCGACAAUCAAACUGUUGGCAAGGAAGGGAGCGAAGUUGCCGUUUCGGGCUUAGACGCCACAUCAAGACUAUUGGCUGCUUUUGUCUCUAUGGUGGUUUAAGGGAGGAACUGCCGCUCUUUUCUUGGAAGGACCAUUGUUUAUAGCGCAGGACGUUUAUUUCACCCCGGAGAACCAACCGCCGUUGCGGCGGGAGGACCUUCGUUCAUCUCGGAGGACCGGCCGCUAUUGUCCCGGGAGGACCGCUGUUUAAAGCGGAGGACCGUGUUGAAGAUGGCGGAGAGUGGAGCGGAGGAGAAAGAACCGGAGGGCGACGGAGAGCGGAGAGUCCGGGAGCUGGUGGAUGAGCUUUACACAUUCCGGGACCUCUACUUCGAGACUCAUGGCAUGGAGGAGGCUGGAAAUAGGCAGCGAGAUCUGGAGGAGCGCAUGCAGGCGACUCUGGAGGCCCUACAGGAAUUAGAGGGAUGCCCCCAGCGGAAGGCUCACCUGUUGGUGCUGGAGGGCCGGGCGCUCAACAUAAUGCCCGAGUUCAGCCCACGGGCUGAGCAGCUGCUCUCACGGGCUGUCAAACUAGAGCCGGGGCUGAUCGAGGCCUGGAACCAGCUGGGAGAGGUGUACUGGAAGAAGGGCGACCUGUCUGCCGCCCAUACCUGCUUCUCUGGGGCCCUCAACCAGUGCAAGAACAAGGUGUCUCUGCGGAACCUGUCGAUGGUCCUGAGGCAGCUGCCGGCUCAGGGGGAGGACAGCACCAAGAAUGUCCUGGCCAGCGUGGAGCAGGCGAAGGUGGCGGUGCAGAUGGAUGUCACCGACGGAACCUCCUGGUACAUCCUGGGCAAUGCCUACCUGUCACUAUUCUUCCUCACUGGGCAGAGUGAGCGGGUCAGUCAGCAGGCACUGGGUGCCUACGCUCAGGCGGAGAAGGUUGACACGGCCUCCCGCAACAACCCAGACCUCCACUUCAACAGGUCCACGCUUCACAGGUAUGAGGAGAGGUACCAAACGGCGCUGGAAGGAUUUGCUCGGGCUGCUGCCCUUGACCCUGCCUCCUCAGAGGCUUCGCACCGCCAUCAGCAGCUGCUCUCCUUCCUGGACCGGGUCAGCACCAUGGUGCAGCAAAAGGGGAAGCUGAAGACAAAGAGACUGAAUGCCAUGGUGUCCAGACUGGUGAACCGGGAGCUGCCACAGCACCAGGGCCGUCCCUACUCCAGCCCGAGUGGGCAGCCGCUCUCCCUUAGCCUGCGGCCCCUCUCUGCUCUCCGCCCCGGGCCCAACCCUGGGUUGGUGGUACUGGGCAAGGUGGUCUUCAGCCUCACAACCGAUGACAAAGUGCCCUUUACCUUCGGUCUGUUGGAUGGUGAGGGGACCUGCGUGGCGGUGAUGGUGUACAACAUAGCAGAGAGCUGGGCGGUGCUGAUCGGAGACACGGUGGCCAUUCCCCAGCCCCUUUUCAAGGAGCAUCGACUGGAGCACCGGGGCAAGAAGUUUGCCUUCAACAGUGUCCGUGUGGAGACCCCACUGGUGCUGAUAGUGAACGGCAGGAAGCAGAGUGCCAGCUGCCAGGCCACUGCCAUCGUCGCCUACAGACCCUGCAGCGAGUGAAGAGAGGUUCACCUGACCUCUCCAGGACUGAGUCCAGACAGCAAUUUGCUCCCCACAUCCUGGAACCCAUGGAGUUAACAUUACUGUUGGUGCUUCCUGUGGGAUCGCUGGCCGACUACCCAUGGGGUGGGGGGAGAACUGGGUCCUUGUGGUGGAGGGGUACUGAGGGCGCAGUGGGGGGACAUUUUCAGGACCAUGGAGAGGCAAGUGGGGGGAGCGCACCCUGGUCGUGAAUUGACACUGAUUUUUCAACGUCUCCACCUGGAGAUGGCGGUCAAUCCACACCUUCUACAUACUGAACCUCAUGCCAAAUCCUUCUCCACUGCCUCUGGGUCUUUCAAUUGUUUUGAUAGAUAACUGAAUGUUUCACGUAUGGUUAGCAGAAAGAUGUUUUUACAAGAAGCUGAAAAUAUUUGCUCAGCCAUAAUAAACCAUAUUACAGGGGGUUGUAAAUUCCUGCUGUCACCGUAAUAAACUGUUACAGGAGGCUGUAAAUCACUCUUGCUGUAGUAAACCAUGUUACAAAACUGUAAAUUACCACACUCCUGCUGUAAUAAACCGUUUACAGGAGGCUGUAAUUCAUCCUCUCACUGUAAUAAACUGCUUACAGGAGGCUGUAAUUCGCACUCUCGAUGUAAUAAAUCACAUUAUAAUGCUAUAAAUCACCAUUCUCACUGUAAUAAACAGCUUACAGGAGGCUGUAAAUUACCACUCUCACUAAUAAACUGCUUACAGGAAGCGGUUAUUUGCCCCUCUUGAUGUAAUAAACUGCUUACAGGAGGCUGUAAUCGCCGUGCUCGCUGUAAUAAAAUGCUUACAGAAGACUGUAAUUUACCACUUGAUGUAAUAAACCGCUUAUAGGAGGCUGUAAAUCGCCACAUUCUAUG